GCUCAGAGGCAAGCUCAAGACUGCUUCAUGAACUUCAAGUUUGAUUUUGUCUGGAUAGUCACAUUCUCUACAUGUGAAAAAGAUGCUGUUGGCUAGAAAGGCGCAAAAGGCGUGCCCGAAUUGUAGAGCGCAGCUUUUAACCUUGUUUGAGAACGGAUUCGUCAAUACUCCUGUGCAAUCGCAACGUUCGGCGUCGUUCCCCAACCUAAAGUCGAGAACAGCCAGGAAUCCCACGAACCGGUCGUUUUCGACAACCAAACGCAAGCGUCAAGAUGCGAAACCCGAAAAACGUCUCGCAAGUCCAGAAAAUACAGAGGAUAUCGAGUUGGUUGUGCGACAAGCGAAACAUCAAUUCGGCAAUACGCUACCAAAGGGCUACUUGAACGAGGAGGAAUUGAAGCUAUACACCCGGCUCUAUGGCCCGCCAUUGCGAGAAACGAGGCCAGAAGACGUGGGAAUGCCCAUCACAAAGGCUCUUCUCAAUGAAACGCAUAAGUACAUCCUCGUGAACAAUAAGAAUGCCUUGUUCAGGGAGAACGAGGAGGGCGAGCUCGAGGAAAUUCCGUACCACCCGGAGAAUGCGACGCUGGAGGCGGAGGAUGUUGUAGAUGCAGAAGCGCAGGCAGAGGAGUUCGAACUGCCUUCAGAUGCCGGUAUCGACUACAUCAAAGCAGUAGCAAAGAAUAAGCGAGAGUUCUAUGCUCUCAUGAAGCUGCAGAAGGACUUUGAAACCGCAAGUUUGCUCCGUCCCGAAACCGAAGAAAUCGAAGCGCAACCCGAAGACGAAUUGGUCGUGGAUGAGGUUGCGGAACAAGAGGAGGAAAAUGAAGAGGAAGACGAGGGCGAGACAGAUCCCGAGUUUGACCCACACCACCGCGUCCACGCCCUUACGGAGGUUGGCCAAUGGAGGACGAAUCCAAGUACAAUGCACUUUCCAAAAGCCCAGUUUAUCAACCCAAUCCAAACGAUUCUGGGUCGCACUGAUAUCAAACACGUCAAGGAGGCAGCUGAGAAGGCAUUUGGAGGCCUUGGCCUUCCUCACUCGGUUGCCACCCCUCAAAAUGGCAAGAGUCAAGGACAGAAACCGAUACCAAUGGAGGCAGGGCACCAUAAGAUGAGCGAGAUCGAGGCAGACGCGUUCAUCGCCACGAAUCUCCCAGGAAUGUAUGCCUCGGUUAUGAGCAUUCUAGUGGAAAUUCGGAAACGAAUGGGGCCAGAAUGGAUACAGGGGCUACUAAGCAGAAGCAAUGGCGAAGGCCCCCGUGUCCUCGAUGCGGGUGCAGGUGGAGCUGGAUUGGCUGCUUGGGAGCAAGUAUUGCAGACCGAGUGGGAGCUGCUUCAUGGUGUAGAGGGCAAGGCGGCCAUGGGCCCUCCUGGGAAGAAGACGGUCGUGGUUGGAUCCGAUCACCUCCGCCACCGAGUAUCACGUUUCUUAAACAACACAACUUUUCUCCCGCGUCUGCCAGACUACCUCCACUCCGGCGUACUGGCCGAGAAGAUGGACGAUAGCGAAGUGUCGCCGCUACGGAAAUCGUACGACAUAAUCAUCGCAUCCCACCUCAUAAUGCCCACGAAAACAGAUUUUAAACGCAGAGCUUUACUUGACAACAUCUGGGAGAUGCUUUCACCCGACGGAGGAAUCCUUAUCGUCCUCGAGAAGGGUCACCCGCGCGGCUUCGAAGCAGUAGCUGACUUUCGCCAUCGCCUCAUUAACGAGUUUAUCGAGUCACCAACAUCUGACCCGCAACCCGACGAUCUGCCGCUCGAGCGUCAACGCGUCCGCGAACCCGGCAUGAUCAUUGCCCCGUGCACAACCCACAAGAAAUGUCCCAUGUACUCAACGCCUGGUCUCGCCCAUGGGCGCAAGGAUUUCUGCCGUUUCAGUCAGCGGUUCAUCCGCCCACCAUUCCUUCAGAGGAUUCUUGGCGCUACCCACCACAACCACGAGGACGUAGACUUCUCCUUCGUCGCUGUACAGCGGGGAGUCACAUCCUCUUCGCCAAGUCCAGCAUCAGUCGAGGACAGCCUUGACGUCAAUGAAGCCGCCUUCGCCGGAUUUGAACAUGCAGCCGAACCACCCAACCCGCUAUCUCUACCACGAAACGUCCAGCCACCACUCAAACGUCGCGGCCACGUCACGCUUGAUCUCUGCACGCCGGCCGGCAUGAUCGAGCGGUGGACCGUGCCCAAGUCAUUUUCGAGGCAAGCCUACCACGACGCGCGGAAGACGAAGUGGGGCGACCUCUGGGCUCUGGGCGCAAAAACUCGCGUCGUUCGAGCGAUCCGGCUCGGCAAAGGCGGCGUCGGGCCUGCUGACGACGGUAUUCGAGCUCGCAGGGCUGAAGAGGCGGCUAAGGGCAAGGGCAAAGUCCGAGUCAUCAACCUGGACUCUGAUUCUGGGGGUCUGUUCCAGGCGAGCGAGAAGAAGGGUGUUGUGGGCGAGACGGGUCGUCUAGGAGGUCGGGGCCCGGCACCGGCGGAACGCCGGACAAAGGGCGGUAAGAAGUUGAGGCAGAGGAAGGUUAGUAAUUUGUUGGAUGAGGAGAUGUAAAGACCAUCAUAGAAUGAUUGGGCUGCGUUACACGAAUUUUCGAGGCUUGUAAAAUACUGGGUAUAUCAUCUAAAAAGGGGGAGGAAGGGGGGAAGGGGGAAUCUCCGUGUAUUAGCAAGUUUGUAAUGGUAAACGGGAAAAGGAACUCCACUUAGAUGGGCACGUACAUCAUGAGCCAAACAAGCUGACUUUAGCCUGUUGGUAUUGAUACGAGUAACUCGCUGCUAUUUUCUCU
This is a messenger RNA of Pseudomassariella vexata, 2786 nucleotides long. RefSeq names its product mitochondrial small ribosomal subunit Rsm22-domain-containing protein. The transcript has a single exon. Bases 83 to 2551 code for a protein of 822 amino acids. Gene Ontology annotation, biological process: translation. Gene Ontology annotation, cellular component: mitochondrial small ribosomal subunit. Lineage: Eukaryota; Fungi; Ascomycota; Sordariomycetes; Amphisphaeriales; Pseudomassariaceae. The record is from RefSeq and is a predicted model, not a curated record. Gene Ontology annotation, molecular function: methyltransferase activity; structural constituent of ribosome.